This is a messenger RNA of Myxocyprinus asiaticus (Chinese sucker), 562 nucleotides long. It is a transcript of the gene hmgn1a, whose product is annotated as Non-histone chromosomal protein HMG-14A-like. Gene Ontology annotation, molecular function: nucleosomal DNA binding. The coding region runs from base 171 to 470 and encodes 99 amino acids. Gene Ontology annotation, cellular component: nucleus; chromatin. The transcript has 6 exons. NCBI's taxonomy places the organism in Eukaryota, Metazoa, Chordata, Actinopteri, Cypriniformes, Catostomidae. The record is from RefSeq and is a predicted model, not a curated record.
UAUGAAAAGAAUAUAGAAAGGGGAGAUCCAAUCCGGUUUCAGCUAGUUUCUGUUCCGAUAGAACAUUUAUGCUGGCUUAAGUGUUUCUUUGACCAUCAGAAUUUUACGCGAAACUUUUAUCAGUGCAAGCUAUUUUAAUUACCCCUUUAUUCUAAAAGCGUAAAGCAGCUAUGCCGAAAAGAAGCAAAGCUAACAAUGGCACUGAAGCAGCUGAGCCCAAGAGAAGGUCCGAGAGACUUCAAGCUAAACCCGAAACGCCAAAGUCUGAGCCCAAGCCAAAGAAGGCACCUGUCAAAGGCAAGAAGGCCAAAGUGGUAGAAAAGGCUAAACUAGAGGAGAAGAAAGAGGAUGCGAAGCCAGAGGAAGAGGAGACAACACCUGCAGAAAAUGGAGAGGCUGAAGCUGAGGGAACAAACGCAGAUGGAGAGGCAGGAGAUGAGGAGGAAAAGUCAGAGGAGGCUGCUAAAUAACAUUGUGUUUGACCAAACACUAUACUACUAUUCUUGUACAAUACAGAGGAAUAUUUUUAUUGACCGUUUUAUAAAAGAAAUCAGUUUUUUUU